This is a messenger RNA of Triticum dicoccoides, 1707 nucleotides long. RefSeq lists its product as uncharacterized. Gene Ontology annotation, molecular function: protein binding. The record is from RefSeq and is a predicted model, not a curated record. The transcript is spliced from 5 exons. The coding region runs from base 1 to 1530 and encodes 509 amino acids. NCBI's taxonomy places the organism in Eukaryota, Viridiplantae, Streptophyta, Magnoliopsida, Poales, Poaceae.
AUGGACUCAAGCCAGCACAGGUCCACGGCGGAGCAGCGCACCUGCUGGUCUUCACUUGGUAGGCGGCAGCAGUUUUCACAUCAAGCUCAUGGGCGCCCGUACCAGCAGUCCAGAUUUGAUUCGCGAUCAGCUCGGGUGUUGUGGAGCACAGUGAAGGACGAGAAGGAGGAGGUAGAGUUGAGACUCUCGCUGUUUUGGACUAAUGUUCGGACCGGGAGUGGCUUGUUCGACUUGGACUUCGACGCCGAUGCCGAGAGAAGAACAGGGCAAGGCGGCGAUUCAGAUCUAGAUCCAGCAGCGGUGACAAGUAGAGAGAUGGACCAGACGCAGUGGCUACCCGAGGACGUGCUCGCGGACGUCCUCCGCUGUCUUCCACCGCGCAGUCUUGCUGCGGCCCGCUGCGUGUGCCGCUCCUGGCACGCCGUCGUGGACGCUCAUCGUCUCCUGGACCGGGACCUCCUCCCGCUCUCCUUGGCCGGCUUCCUCAUCAACUUCUAUGAGCUUGACUUCACGGAGUUCUUGUUCUUCUUCCACCCCUCAGCAAUCCGCGGCUAUGCCGACCUCCACUUCAUGCCCACGGACGACAUCUCUGUGGAGGACCCUGCCCCCACGCCCAUCUCCUCCUUGGGGUUUGAGCUCUUUUAUCAUGAACGAAACUACAUCGUGUUUGAUCCCACGGUGUCGCCGCACUACCAAGUGCUUAGGUUCCUACAUGUACCCCCCCGUGGGCGUGGACUGGACGCAGAGAAGAAGCAACAGCAAUGGCCUCCAUCUCCAUACAUGAUGCAUGUUUUCUCUUCAGAAACAACAAGAUGGGAAGAGAGAUCAUUCAUCCGACAGGGAGGUACCCUAGGGACUCUUGCCGACAUGUUACUGCUUGAGCUGCCAAUGCCAGAUGAACUAUACGCCGUGUACUGGCAUGGUGAAAUCUACGUGCACUGUCAUUUUGUUAUGAGAAUAUCGUUAUCAAGUGGCACGUACCAAGCAAUUAAACUGCCAACAGAUGUUGAUCAGCACGGGUGCGCACAGGUUCUCCUUGGAAGAUCAGAGAAGGGGGUGUAUUUUGCAGCACUUGAUGCUCAAUGUCAGCUUCGAGUUUGGAUACUCACUGAAUGCUGCGGUCAGAGUGAGUGGCUUCUGAAGCAUGGUAACAACCUUCACCAAAUCCCUCCACGUCAAAACUAUGAUCCACAAGUUCACAGACCCUGCUGGAUUAUGGCAGAUAUCAAUCCAGCUAUUUACAGUACAGUAAAAGAGAAGUUCGAGUUGAAUUCAGACCAUGAGAUAAUCUUUGAAACUAGACUUGAAGGGCACAGGUGGGAUGAACAUAUUAAGAUCCUUGGAUUUCAUCCUUACAAAGAAAUUAUUUAUUUCAGUGAAACGUUGAACAGAGGAUAUGCCUAUCAUCUAGAUGAACUCAAGCUAGAAGACUUGGGCAACAUGCGCCCAAAAAGAUUGGAUGACUGCUAUAAUAAGGAACUAGAAAGAUCUAUUCCAUAUACACCUUGUUUGUUGGGCCCAUACACAUGAUGCAUACGUCUCUGUCCCUCGAACUGCUUCACUUCCCAGCAAAAUCUAUGCAAAAGUUCAGUUUCAUUUUUUAUUUACAUUUUAGUGUCUCAUGUACUGUUGCUCAGUUAUAGCUAGAUCUACCAUGAGCUUACCAAUAUAGGGCCAUGGGUUCAGUUGUAAGGAUAAGAUCCAAAU